Messenger RNA from Funneliformis mosseae, 810 nucleotides. Lineage: Eukaryota; Fungi; Glomeromycota; Glomeromycetes; Glomerales; Glomeraceae. The record is from the annotation of a GenBank genome assembly.
AUGAACACUAAUGCAAACAAAAUAAAUCCUACGAAAAUAACGGCAAAAUUCAGAUGGAAUCUACUUCGUUCGAUAAUUCUAUCAUCAUCUAAUACUCAACAUACAAUGAAUCCAACAAAAAAGCAUCAAGAAUUUAAUUUAUUUCCUCGGCGAAAAAGAGCCUUGACCAAUAACGAUGACAUACCACAAUUGGAAGAAUGGUUCACUUAUGAUCUUUAUGAUCAUGUGACCUUGGAUGUUAGGAUCAAAAUUCCUAGAAAAAUUGAUAUAAAAGCAACUUUUGCUACUGAAUACUCUGGAAUGUUGAAUACGGGUAAUUUAUGUAUUUGGCCAUCAGAAGAAGUAUUAGGUGGUGGAAUGUGUGCACUGGCUGGUUUGAUUGUAGCUGCGAAAUGUCAUCCGCAAAGCACCAUUUUGAAUUCAAAUAAGGAACUCUUCUCUGAUGUGGAUAUGUGUUCCGUGCAGAUGCUUUGGAAUAAGAAUACCGUAUACGACAUUCAGUAUAAUAUUGUCAUAUGUGCUGACUGUACUUUUGAUAAAGAAACACAUCCGCACCUUCUCCAUGUUAUACGUUCUAUUCUAAAAAAAUCAGACAAAAGCUUGUUUAUUCUAUGUGCACCUCGUCGAGGUGAUAGUCUACAAGCAUUUGUCACGUUGUUAGAAACUACUGGUGAAUUCCGCGUAGAAUUGUUAGAAAAAUAUGAUGAGAUAGUAUGGAAAUCUCAUGGGAAAAGUCUAAAAGAAGAACAAGGUUACUAUAAUACAGACGCUCAUUAUCCUCUAAUUGUACGCGCUUCUUGGAACUUAUAA